This is a messenger RNA of Durio zibethinus, 1186 nucleotides long. NCBI's taxonomy places the organism in Eukaryota, Viridiplantae, Streptophyta, Magnoliopsida, Malvales, Malvaceae. The record is from RefSeq and is a predicted model, not a curated record.
CUCAGAUAAAAAGGAAAAAUCGAGAGAUCUACAAAAUUGUACACCUUUACCUGCUCUAUUCCUAACCCUAGGUCUUUGUUGCACCCACACCGAAUCCACCGCCGUUCCACUUGACCUUCACCUGGGUUUCUUUAAUCUUCUUCCCCUCUCUUCGGACACCAGGGUUUUGUGUAAAUGAGAGGCAGGAGUUAUACUCCAUCUCCGCCCAGGGGCUACGGCCGGAGAGGACGGAGCCCCAGCCCCAGAGGCCGUUAUGGUGGUCGCGCUCGAGACCUUCCUACAAGCCUUUUGGUUCGCAACCUCCGCCAUGACUGCAGGCCAGAAGACCUUCGCAGGUCCUUCGAAAGAUUUGGUCCUCUUAAAGAUAUAUAUCUGCCCAAGGAUUAUUAUACUGGGGAACCUCGAGGGUUUGGUUUUGUCCAAUAUGUUGAGCCUGCUGAUGCUGCUGAAGCCAAAUACCAGAUGGAUGGCCAGGUUCUUCUUGGUCGAGAGUUGACUGUUGUCUUUGCUGAAGAAAACAGGAAGAAACCAGCUGAAAUGAGACACAGAGAGCGAGCGAGAGGAGGUCGAUAUCGUGAUAGGAGAAGGUCCCCUCCUCGUUACUCCCGUUCACCUCGAUAUUCUCGGUCUCCACCUCGUCAUGGGAGAUCUAGGUCACGCAGUCGUGAUUAUUCCCCUCCUACAGUGAGACAUUACUCAAACAGAUCUGUUUCACCCCAAGAUGGACGGUACAACCAAGAUAGGUAUUCACGUUCUCCACCGUACAAUGGCUCAAGGAGCCGGAGCCAUAGUCUAGACAGGGGGCAAGGCCAUAGCCGGAGCAGAAGUCGAAGCCCGAGAAGAAGCAGAAGCCCAAAUCUGAGAAGAAGCCGAAGCAGAAGCCACAGCCCAAGACGAGUUGGAAGUCCACCCAGAAGCAGAAGCCAGAGUCCAAACCAUGAGGAGUACAAGAGGGAAGUAAAUGGAGAAAGGUCUCCCAAUCAGUGAUAUUUGUGCUGCCAUCUUUUGUAGCAUUAUUUCUAGGUACUGUAUUGUUUGGUGUAUUUGAUUAUGAAGGGUGGUGUUUGAACUGAAAGUUGAUAGAAUACUUUCUUGGUUUUGGAGUCCGACUGGUUAUGUUAAAAUUUCAGUUAUUGGUACUGAGAUAUUCUUACGUAAGGCAUGCUCUGUGAGUGAUAUUGAUGAA